Molecule: messenger RNA, 1664 nt
Organism: Durusdinium trenchii
Lineage: Eukaryota; Dinophyceae; Suessiales; Symbiodiniaceae
Source: the annotation of a GenBank genome assembly
CUGAGGCUGUGUCCCUGAGCGUUGCCAGUUUGCACACCCACGAGCAGCAAAGAGCACGGCAGAGGGCAUGGAUCACGGCCGUGGGUCCCCGCCGCCAUGGCAAUACAGUCGUCCUGAGCCUCCUUCUUCCCAGGCCUAUGGUGGGCCCAUGCAGGCCAGUGGUGGACCCAUGCAGACCGCGACUGUGAUGGACCGCGCAAUCGUGCGGGCCGGCCCCACCUGGCAGGAUUCAGACUCGACUGACCCUAAGGCGCAAUGGACUCACGGCCCCAACAGGCUAAGUUUACCAAGCAGGUCAGCACCAAGCUCAGCACAACAGGCACGGUGGGGCGAAGAAAGGACUUCGAUGAGGUCUCGAAAUGGCUGGCGCAGCUUCUACGAGAUCCGCGGAAAGCCAGGAAGUACAAUUUGGAGCUGGACCACGAUGGAUGGGCGAAGUUCCAGGACGUGGAAAGGUGCCUUCGUGGUCACCGCAGCGAGCUUCGCCGCCGGUUGGUGCCAUUGUUGAGGAGAGUCAUUCAGCAGAGCAAGUACGACGACGGCCCCCAGGCUGGACAGGAGCGCUUCGAGCUGGGUUGGUGGCAAAGGGAAGAGUAUGUGCGAUCCAAACGAAAGCGCCGCAAUGAGAGGCCGCCUGAGAAUGUGCAGCAGCUGGAACGAGCUGGCGGUGCUGUUUUCCCCCCUGCUAGGCAGCCAGUUGAGAACCUCGCACUGCUGCCGAAACGGGCGCCAACGGCCGACAUGCCAAGAGCUGCCGAAAGGCCGGAGAAAGUUGCAUGGCCGGAACGAGAACCGCCUGCAAUCUGUGACAUUUCGCAAGCCACAGACGAACACCUCACGCAGCGGCCCGAACGAGCUCCACCAGCCAUUGCCAACAUCCCGCAGCAAAAAGUGGAGAGGAGGGCUCGAUCAUUCUAUUUGCCGAGCCACGUCUUUAAGCUGAUUUGGGAUUUUGUGGAGAGUUACCGAGAGCUGCGAUGCUUGAUGUCCUGUUCCAAGGAGUGGGAGAAGGGCAUUUGGCCACUGCUCAAGUGUCCAGCCGGCCCAACUGAUCGGCAAAAAUGUGGCUUGAAAGAGAUAUCGCUGCGAUGUGGGCAUAAAAUUUGCGGAGGCUGCAAAGACAAGCAGUCAAAGUGCCCUGUUUGCUGGCGUUUUCCGCGUGAUGAAGGUGAUUACAAUUCCCUGAAGUCUAUGGACAACCCGCGCACCUCAGAGCCCUCACAGAGAGACACUGCGAGCCUCUACUCCAUCUCGGAGGAGGUGCAGAUCCCAGAUCGAUGCAUUUGCAGGCCAAACGAGAGCUUUGCCAAAUUGUUUUCCGUGCAGCAGCCAGAGGAGGAACAUCAUCCACUGGACGUCACGGAGAGCUACUGGGCCCAACAUUAUUUUCCUGAUGCUCGCGCCACGACGGUGGUGAGACACUGGGUGCUGAUACGCGAGGGCAAGCAGAAGGUGGCAAAAGUGUUCUUUUCCACUGGAGCCAUCCAAUUUCUAACGCUCGACCUCAGACAGUAUGAGGAACACAGUUACUUCCACUUGACCUCGAAAUCCUGCGACACCGAAUUCGCUGCCGUUCAAAACGUGCUGGCGCAGACUGCAGCAAGGCCAAAAAAUAGAUGGAAUCGAAUAAAUCAUAAUUUCAAUUAAUGAAAUAGAAUGUCAAG